CUUUAUGAAGUCACGAUAGCAACUUCCAUGUAUAAAAGUUAUCCCCACGCAAGAGAAGUGGGCCAACAUAGCAUUGAAGUUACCCGUCAAAUAGAAGACACUGAGAGAGAGGGCUUUAUUGAAGUAUUCUACCUCCUCCCCGGCAUAUAAAGAUAUCCUUCCACUGCCCUAAAUUUUCCGGCUUCAUCCAUCUUCACCCCGCGAGUGAUUCUAUAAAACAUGAUUUCCACAACUACAAGUAGCUGUAGCACAAAGUCCAUGGAAGAUGUUUGGAAAGACAUUAGCCUGGCGUCUCUUUCUCGUAACGCCAGCGACAACACCACCACCUCCACUCACCACCCCACUGCCGCUGCUUUUCGGGGCAUCACGUUUCAAGAUUUCUUGGCUUCUACUAGUACUACUUCCUCCAACAUCGACCCACCACCACCCGCUGCCGCUAGUACUGUUCUACGCUUGAAUUGUGGGACUCGAUCUGAUCUUAAACAGCAUUUACUUGAAACCACUAGUGCUACUAUCACUGGUCCUGCUCUAUUGAAACCAAACCCAAUUACUCGUCCUACUAGUACUAGUGUUACUACUACUACUACUAGGCCCAAUUCUUUGAAUAAUCCCUCUUCAGUCUUCCCUUCUUGCUGCAAGAAAAGGGCUCUAGAUGAUCAUGAUCAAAAUCGCGAGGAUCAUCACAACUCCACUAAUGGCCGCCAUAAGCGCAUGAUGAAGAAUCGAGAGUCCGCUGCUCGCUCCAGAGCCCGAAAGCAGGCUUAUACAAAUGAGUUGGAGAUUGAAAUUGCACAGCUGCGGGAGGAAAAUGCCAGGCUCAAGAGACAGCUGCAAGCAAAGUCGAUGAUCAAUUCAUCCUGCUUGGCUCCCUCUACCCUUGCUCAGCGGCUGCUUCCAAAAAGGCAAACCCUGUUCAGAACUUCAACAGCUCCAUUUUGAUCAGUUAAGGCAACCUCAAACUGCAUGAAACAACCAUUCCUUCCCUCCUAUAUGUAAAAUGUUAUGCCUUUCUUUUCUCUUUCAUUCGCCUCCACCUUAACCUUAUGCUUAUCAGAAGAAAUUAAAAUAGUUUUGUUGAGAA
Messenger RNA from Malus domestica (apple), 1081 nucleotides. The record is from RefSeq and is a predicted model, not a curated record. NCBI's taxonomy places the organism in Eukaryota, Viridiplantae, Streptophyta, Magnoliopsida, Rosales, Rosaceae.